AUGGUGACGGAUUUGGGGAUAGGGGCACCAACAGAUGUACUGGAGUCAUCCGUGCAAGUUCGGCCAGGGAUCCCGCCCUGCCGCGUCUGCUCCAACCGGCACGGCCUGAUCCGCAAGUACGGCCUCAACAUGUGCCGCCAGUGCUUCCGCCAGUACGCCAAGGACAUCGGCUUUAUCAAGUUGGUCUAGAUACCUCUGUGGCAACCAUUGCCGCUGGACAUCAUUUUGC
This is a messenger RNA of Tachyglossus aculeatus (Australian echidna), 229 nucleotides long. RefSeq names its product 40S ribosomal protein S29-like. Lineage: Eukaryota; Metazoa; Chordata; Mammalia; Monotremata; Tachyglossidae. Gene Ontology annotation, biological process: translation. The transcript has 2 exons. Gene Ontology annotation, molecular function: zinc ion binding; structural constituent of ribosome. The record is from RefSeq and is a predicted model, not a curated record. The coding region runs from base 1 to 189 and encodes 62 amino acids. Gene Ontology annotation, cellular component: cytosolic small ribosomal subunit; ribosome.